GGCGUCAACGGCUGCCGCUGGUUUAUCCGUGGCGUGUAUCCGCCGUGUACGAAAGUCGGCAUCUUAAAAAAUGGCGUUGUUUAGGGCUGAUGCUUUUGUUUUCGAGGGAUUCAGCGACGCCUCAUCUCAACUUGCCAGUGAAAUGAAAGAUAAAAAGGUUUCUGUCCAGAUCGGCUCCCCCACCUCCCCCUCAGUCUUGGCGUCGGCUUUCAGUUUUGCUUCCUCUCUUCUUCCCCCAAUUCCCUGGACUACAACAACCGAAAAAGAGAAGGCUCUCAGAAAUGCCGUCCCGCUACGUACUGGAGGUGACCGUAGUGUCCGCCCAGGGCCUCAAGAACGUGAACCGGCGCCACGGCCCGACCCUCCCCUACGCCGUCGUCUGGGUCGACCCCAACAACAAGCGCUCCACCAGGGUCGACGACGAGGGCCACACGUCUCCCAUCUGGAACCACUCCCUCGUCAUCCCCUUGCCCCUCGUUCCCAUCGAGGACGCCACCCUCUCCAUCCACGUCGUCCACGCCGGCUCUGAGGAGGACACCGAGCCCUUGAUUGGAUGGGCUUGGAUCUCACUCCGCGACGUCCUUGACGAAGCCGGCUUCGGCAACACUCUCAAGCGCAGCCUCCAGCUGAUGCGCCCCUCGGGCCGGCCGCAGGGCGAGGUCGUGGUUGAGGUCUGCAUGAGGGAGCCGCGUUAUCGUGCGCCCGACUCUUGCUGUGGGCCUCCCAAUGGCGUCCCUCACCUGCCUCCGCAGCCCAACCCGCACUACGCGACGCCGCCUCUGGCAUUUGCUGUGGGCGCGGUGGUGGGGGCUCUCGGUGGACUCCUCGCUUGGCCUUUGGCUUUCGCGAUCUCGGAGGGUGCUCGCAGGGCUUUCGAACCGGAACUUUGCGGUACGUGCUGUGAGAGAUCCGAACCCCGCCUCGAACCGAAAACAUGGUCUGGGUCAGGUUUUUGGCUCGGUUUUUUUUGUUUAGUGUUGAUUUUCUCUUUGGCCCAUAUGUGAAGUAGGGGUGAGCAUGAUUUUAUGGUAGAAUUUGAAAUUUGAGAAUUGAACUUGUGAGAAUCUAUGCACUUCCAGAUUCUAAAAUAUACAUGAUAGGUUUUAGGUUCCCAAUUUUUGGAACUUGUUUUGAAGGAUUGGUUGUGGUUUCUAAGUUAAUGGAAACCAAACUUGUAAAUUGGAACCUGUCUUUGCACUAUCCUGUGAUAUUCUAUUGUGUCCGAUGAUGAGUUUAUGAGUUGGAACCACUAGUCUAAA
Eucalyptus grandis is the source of this 1259-nucleotide messenger RNA. RefSeq lists its product as uncharacterized. The transcript has a single exon. Gene Ontology annotation, biological process: defense response. Bases 282 to 1004 code for a protein of 240 amino acids. Lineage: Eukaryota; Viridiplantae; Streptophyta; Magnoliopsida; Myrtales; Myrtaceae. The record is from RefSeq and is a predicted model, not a curated record.